This is a messenger RNA of Nyctereutes procyonoides (raccoon dog), 11908 nucleotides long. RefSeq names its product protein phosphatase, Mg2+/Mn2+ dependent 1L (gene PPM1L). Gene Ontology annotation, molecular function: protein serine/threonine phosphatase activity; cation binding. The transcript is spliced from 4 exons. The coding region runs from base 390 to 1472 and encodes 360 amino acids. Gene Ontology annotation, cellular component: nucleus; cytosol. Gene Ontology annotation, biological process: positive regulation of canonical Wnt signaling pathway; positive regulation of canonical NF-kappaB signal transduction; negative regulation of canonical NF-kappaB signal transduction. Lineage: Eukaryota; Metazoa; Chordata; Mammalia; Carnivora; Canidae. The record is from RefSeq and is a predicted model, not a curated record.
GUGGACUCGCCCGGCGCAACUUUAACUUGAUUCCUCCCGCCCGGCUCGCGGCCACCGCUGCCGUCUGGGCCGCCGCCUCACAAAGGGGCGCGGGGAGGGGAGGCGGCGCGGGCCCGGGCACAGGCGCCGGUGCGCAGGGCGCGGGCCUCCCCGCCGCCGAGGCCGGGAGACAAAAGGGGAACUGCCUGCGUUCGCCGUGCGGGCCGGGAGCCGCCUGCUCGUCCGCCUGCUCGUCCGCCUGCCGCCCGGCUCGGCGAGCCUCCUCCCCCCGCCCUCGGCUGCUGCUCCGCCUCCCUCCCCGCGGGCCGGCCCCGCAGUGCUCCGGGGCCCGGCGAGCCUUCGGGGCCCCCGCGCGUCGCUGCUGGUGGUUGGGGCUGUAGCGAUAAUAAAUGAUAGAGGAUACAAUGACUUUGCUGUCUCUGCUGGGUCGCAUCAUGCGCUACUUCUUGCUGAGACCCGAGACGCUCUUCCUGCUGUGCAUCAGCUUGGCGCUGUGGAGUUACUUCUUCCACACGGACGAGGUGAAGACCAUCGUCAAGUCCAGCCGGGACGCCGUGAAGAUGGUGAAGGGCAAGGUGGCCGAGAUCAUGCAGAACGAUCGGCUCGGGGGUCUCGACGUCCUGGAGGCCGAGUUUUCCAAGACCUGGGAGUUCAAGAGCCACAACGUGGCUGUGUAUUCCAUCCAGGGCCGGAGAGACCACAUGGAGGACCGGUUUGAAGUUCUCACGGACCUGGCCAACAAGACGCACCCGUCCAUCUUUGGGAUCUUUGACGGACACGGGGGCGAGACUGCAGCUGAAUAUGUAAAAUCAAGACUCCCAGAGGCUCUUAAACAGCAUCUUCAGGACUACGAGAAGGACAAAGAAAAUAGUGUUUUGUCUUACCAGACCAUCCUUGAACAGCAGAUUCUGUCAAUUGACCGAGAAAUGCUAGAAAAAUUGACUGUAUCCUAUGAUGAAGCAGGUACAACGUGUCUGAUUGCUCUGCUGUCAGAUAAGGACCUCACCGUGGCCAACGUGGGUGACUCAAGAGGGGUCCUGUGUGACAAGGACGGGAACGCCAUUCCUCUGUCUCAUGAUCACAAGCCUUACCAGCUGAAGGAGAGAAAGAGGAUAAAGAGAGCGGGUGGUUUUAUCAGUUUCAAUGGCUCCUGGAGGGUCCAGGGAAUCCUGGCCAUGUCUCGGUCCCUGGGGGAUUAUCCGCUGAAGAAUCUCAACGUGGUCAUCCCAGACCCAGAUAUCCUCACCUUUGACCUGGACAAGCUCCAGCCCGAGUUCAUGAUCUUGGCAUCAGAUGGCCUCUGGGAUGCUUUCAGCAAUGAAGAAGCUGUUCGAUUCAUCAAGGAGCGCUUGGAUGAACCUCACUUUGGGGCAAAGAGCAUAGUUUUACAGUCAUUUUACAGAGGCUGCCCUGACAAUAUAACAGUCAUGGUGGUGAAGUUCAGGAAUAGCAGCAAAACAGAAGAGCAGUGAACCCUUCGGGGUCUCGGCUGCCUUAGACUAAAGGACUUUCAACACACUGGUCUCUUUUAAUGUAGUCAAAGGUGUGGGAGUUACAGUUAGGAUGAGCCACCUAAAUGUGGGAUUCCCCCUCGCUGGUGGACAUAGGUCUCUAUGCAGGAAUGGACAGAGGGUGCUCUUGGCCAGCAUAGCUGAGAGGCUGGAAAAAUGGUUUCUUUGUGUUUUCCCAAUUCUUUCAUCUGAUGUUCAAAAUAUAUAAAUAUAUAGCUGUAGAUUCACAUGUAUGAGGUGAACGGCACAUGUGCCAUAUAUUCUCCCAUUUGAGAGUCUUUGCAAGAUCUCUUACAGGAUUCUCUCCAACAUCAGACUUUGUCCUCUCUUUGGAGCAGUGCGCAGAGCGGGCCUCCAGGGCUGCAGGAGACGGCUGCAGCGUCCCCCAUGAGUCUCGGCUGAUGGGUCGAGGCCCGCUGCUGAGGGCAGAGCUAUCCUGAGACUGCUCUGGCCUCCUGAACCCAGCUUUUCUGCUCAGCAGCAGCCCAGACACAGAUUUGAGAUGGUUUAAUAUUCCAUGGCUGCUUUUGGAGACUGAGGGAAGGAAGUGGGGAGGAUGAGAGCCGCCUGCACAGCAGACAUAACCUUUUGCCUUGGCUUCCUUUAUUAGUUUAAUAGACUCCCUGUACCACCUGACCAGUCUUCGUGCAUUUAUCCUAGUCGUGCAUGACCUUAACCUUCUGCUUAUACCUGACCUUAUGUAAUAGGCAGCUGUGAAACUUCACCACCAGACACCACAAUUUUUUUUUUUUUGUCUUACUAAGAAACCUAUUAGGGGAAGCAAAUAGGGUAAAUCACAAUACCAUAAUUUCUUCCAUCUUUAAGGGUAGAGAGAGGAAAAUAGAAGCCAAAUAAGUCAAGGUGCCCUUUGGGCAAUCUGCCAUUUGCAUUAGGAGACAAAGCUGGGGAAGGUCACCACCCUGAACUGAGCUCCAGUGGCCAUUUUUGUGUGGGGUUUUUUUGUUUCUCUCCUGUCCUAGUAGCUUUCAGGUGUCUCUCCAGAGGUGUUUCGAGAAGCAGCAGCCUAGAACUGAGUGUGUGUGUGUUCCCUGAAGCCGAGUACACUGUUCCCAGCGCAGUUUGACAUUUGGUGGUAAGAUGCUGGUAUGUGUUUCUCCUUGACAGUGGGAAGGCAGCAGCCUGUAAUGUCUGCUUGCAGCUCACUGUCCACACCAGGUAGGUUGCCCCAGGCAAACACAAACUGCCCCACACCGUCCUGCAUUCUGCGGCAACCACGCUAGCUGGGAAUUCAUGCUCUGACCUGUAUUGUUAAUUGGCUCAGGGUUAUUUUAUCCCAGUGCCAAGCCUGCUGCUCUUCAUUUCCUAUCACCAAAGUCAUGUUUCCAAUCUCAGUAUUUUAUAAAUUAAUUGAUAGAGAGUUCUGGGUCAUCUUGUUUGCCUGAGGUGGCUCCAACAACCAAACAAGAUUUUUGUUGUGUCCCUACCCCUCUGUGUCUAAAAUGUCAAGGUGUCCACCUGGUUUUGUGCUUCUCAAGUGGGCACUCGUAGUUAGAACUUCUCAAAGGUCUAGUGCACUGGCCACACACGUCCAGCCCUCAGUCCCCUCCCUCCCCUGCCCUUCUUCAACGGUGGAGCUCUCCCAAAGCAGGUUCCAGGGGAGAACUUGGGAGGAUGAAACGAUUCCCUUGUGGCUCCCAAGGACCGCAACCUGUCUCAAUUCCUCCAAGCGCUUACCUUUCCUUGACUGCAAUGAGAAUUAAUAAUGGUUUCCCAAGAGAUUUGCUCACUUUUGUAAACUGUAACAAUAGCAUUUCCAACAUUAGAAUUAGAACGUUGUUUGUGUUUUUUUUUUUAACUAUAGAGUGUUCUAGUGCAAAAUAUCUGUCACCACUUUAGAUUGAAAUAUUUGCCUAUUGAGAGGCAGUGAACAUUUGGAUGUAUGUAUUUGGGGCAGGGGUCACGAGAGGAAUGUAGGAGACAUGCUGGUUGUGUUCAGCAAUAGGAUGGUCAAACCAGGUGGCCUGAGCUUGGAGACCUAGGACAUUCUGACUCUGGAGAGUUACCAAAGCCCACCAUCUAAGUGAAGUUAAGGAAUAAGCAGUUUUAGCAUUUUAUGCUAUGCAGUCCAUUUUCCUUUUUUAACUUAGCUCUAAAACUCAUAAUGACAAGGGAAAGAGAUUUUUAAAUUCCAUGAUCAUUGAUAAAAUCUAAAAUGAAAAUAGACAUGUUUUGGUGAAGAUGAAAAAGCAAAGCUACAGGAAAUCAGUGUUUGUUUACCCUUUAAGAGGUCUUCCUCAGUGAUGCCGAGGGCAGGAGUGCUCACUUCCCCCUCCAGCUGAGGUUCACCGGGUGUCUUCUAAAAUUUGCUUUGUACAAUUAAUUCAUUUCUGAAUUUAACCAUGUAGUAUAUGUCUUUCCUACUGCCUUUCUGCCUUUUUCCCUCCCACAUUGGCUUGUAGAUUUUGUAAAAGAUAGACAUUUUAGGCAAAAUGGUAGCAGUUUGAUUAAGAGUUAUGGCUAUAAUCAGAGAACUUUGCUUCCUUCCUCUGUCCUGGAGCUCUCUCUGACCCUCAUCCAGCUAUUAGGGAUCUGCAGGCAUCACCCCGGGGGUGCCCUGUGGCUCAUUUUCUAGGGAAGAGGGAAGCUGAAUCUAGCCUUUAGGGAAAUUGAUUUGAGAAGUUUGCAUGUGAAGCUUCCCUAAACAGCACUGCCAAAGCUUUGAAAUUGUCACAUGAGGCUGCCCAGACUCCCCAGCCUGAGUUCACAUUGCCAAUAGCCCCACGGUGCCAAAUUUUAGGAUGGUUUUACAGUCUUUUAGAAAUGAACUUGGGAAUGAAUGACCGUCCACAUGCUUGCGAACCCCCAGCAAGAUGCCAAGCCCAGAUCCUCAUUAAUGCACUGCUCUGCUGCUGCCCCACUGGUCAUUUGUACUCUUAACAAUGGGUUGGGAUUGGGGGUGGGGGGUAGGACAAGAUAGGGAAAAUUUUUUAAAAAUUCAUUGUAUCUGCAGUUCUCUAAUCAAAGGAAUAAAUACUUACAUUAAAAACUCCAAAGCAGUUCCCAAGACCUGCAUUCAUUUUAUGUGACCAAUUUGCCCAAGGCACUGAACAAUGAAGUCACUAUUCUAAUAUAACUUGACUGUGCGCAUGUGUACACAUUACUUGUAAUCAGUGGCUACAUUCUAUUCCUUUCCUUAGACAGAAGGUAUUGGCCUCUUGUCUAUGUAAUAAGAGCAUAACAGAGAGUGUUUUAUGGAGUGAAGGAGCGUAUGCAAUCUAGGUCAUUUAAAACAGGGCUUAUUUCAUACAACUGUAAUGAUUUGAACCCACAUACAUUCUGUGCAAACAGGAUUGCAUGAGAAUGAUGGCAUCAUUUCAAUCCUAUGUGAAGUAAUUCUGGGAUAUUGAUUACAUUAUUUGAUUGGAUCACUGGGAUAUCCAGCAAUACAUGAAGGAUACACAAGGGAGUGAUCACUUUUUCCUUUACCAGGUAUAUCUUGAUUUUCCAGAUCUUUUCCCCCUGAGUUAUGCCAUACCUAAUCUCAGAACCUCGUCAAGGGAGAAGGGUUAGAAAGGGCAACAUUUCACUGUACAUUUGAAAAUAUAAGAAUACAUGCUCUGGAUGAAGUUUUAUUCUUCAAUGAUUCAGAAAUUAUAUUUUCUCCUUUGACCCAUCAACAUUAGACUGAUCUUCCCUUAAUAUUCUCCUAAAAUUGCCUUAGCUGGUCACACCAACAUUCCUGAACCAGCUUUGCAGAAAUAACUUAACUGUUAGAUACCACGCUGGGUCCUACUUAAUUGCCUCUAGAUUAAAUCAUUGGUAUCUAGACUUCUGGGUUACUUAGUGGAACACUGCAGAAGUAAAAGAAUCUGCUGUUCCCCAAAGUGUGUUCCAAGAACACAAGUUUCAAAGAUGAUCUUCUAACUAUAGGGUUCCAUGGUUAAGUGAGUUUGGGAAAAUAUCUUAAAAGUUAGUGCAUAUAAGCACAUAGAAGGUUUUAAUGUAAAUGUCCUAUGGGUGAGUGGCAAGGGGGGUGCGGGGGGGGACAUGACACACCACAACUGUAAUUUCAGGUAGUUUAUUGUUUGUUUUCCAGAUUAAUUUGGCCAGAGAAACUUUUUUGAGUGACACCUAAUAAUAUUCCAAGGAGCUCAUGUUCCAUAGGGCCCACAAUGGGAAAUUCUGGUGUAUGGAAAUAUUAGUAUCUUCUCAUUCACUGUGACUCUUAGUAGUAGCAGCACAAUUUGCAAUGUUGAAACACUAGUCCUUUCCAUAUGAGGCUGAUUUGUUAAUGAAAGCAGUGUUAAGAAACAGUAUGACCUAAUAAGACCCUCAGCAGCCUCCCAUCGAUAACAGAAGCCCAGCAAUGCUACCUGAAGCUCUAAACUUCUCUCUUCUUGUCUGUGAAUAAUAAGCAGGAGCCUUGCCCUAUAGCUAGGAAUUUCUCAAAUUCAUUCCAAGAGCUUUCAGUUGGGUUUUUGAAGUUAUCUUUGCUUUCCAGAUUGAAUCAAAAUAAAUAUUUUUACAUUUUAUCACCAUGUGAAAGUUUUAAAAUACAUAUUUAAUAGAAAAGGGGGGAAAGGGGCAGCCCAGGUGGCUCAGCGGUUUAGCGUGCCUUCAGCCCAGGGCAUGAUCCUGGAGACCCGGGAUCGAGUCCAGCAUUGGGCUCCCUGCAUGAAGCCUGCUUCUCCCCUGACCUGUGUCUCUGCCUCAGUGUGUGUGUGUGUGUCUCUCAUGAAUAAAUAAAUAAAAUAUUAAAAAAAAAAAGAAAAUGGGGGAAAGACAUUUAGUUAUAUAAUUCAUUUUAAAAUUGUAACUAGAUUUUUAAAUUAUUUAUCCAUUGUAUAAUAAUGGAAAUGUAAACUAUUAACACUUAAUUUACUCUUUCCUCCAUCAUUCUUUCCAGAUUCAGUGAAAUAAUCAAAAAUCAAUCAAAGCUCAUUCAUUCUAAAAUCCCUAUUCCAUGUUGUCCCACCUUUCACAUUUUAUGUGUAGGAUUAAGUUUGGUGAGUUAUCUUUUGCCUAAAAUGUAGGGCUUGACUAUAGCUUCAUACUCAUCACUCUUAGCCUGGGCAAGGCUGGGAAGCUCUGGGUAAUCCCAAAAUAAUGGAUGAAAUCAAUUUUGUCCAAAACACAGUGCACAGUGAGUUUAGGGUAAAGUCAUUAACUCAGAAUUACCUCCAGUGUGUAGGAAUAUAUCCACCCUGUGGACAUUAUCCAAAAUAGUAAGAAACCCAAAGUAAAAUUGAUUAAGCUGGGUGGCAGAUAUCAGAGGACAAGUGACAGUUGACACUAUAAGGCUUCCCAUGAGAUAUGUGCUUCUAAACAUGUUUGGUAGUAUGUAAAUUUUUUGCUAAUUCUCAAUGCUUUAUUAUUUUUUCUUUUUACCACUGUUCAGCUCAGGCUAUUUAAGUAAGGGUGGAUUAUGAUAAUUUUGAUGUGUUUAGUAAUGACCACACCAUCAUUUGUACAAACACUCUAAUAAAUUCCAGUUAAGGACUUUGAAGAAAGCACAUAGUAGCUGUUCAUUUUAACGAAUCAUCAUAGGUAGGCAUUUUCACAGUUUGAAACUCUGCCAAUAAGCAAGCAAACAGCCAAGGUGUAGUUUAUAUUUAGAGAUGUGGUUCCAUUAAUUCUAGAAGUCCUAUAAUCUGGCAUUAUUUAAACACAAAAUCCCCUCUGACAUUUGCCAAAUCCAAAUUAAUCUUAAAAUCUCCAAGGACCUGAGUCCUUGGCUCUGAGCACAAGCAGAUUGCUAUGAAGGUUCUGGUGGCAGAUUGUGAUGGGGAGGGUGGGGGCAGGACACUGUGCCUGGCUCACUCACUGUCUCUGUAGGAGAGGGACUAUCAGCCACCCUCUCUCUUCACCUUUUGUCAUGAGGAAAUUCAGACGUUAAAGAUGAAUAUCAUGCAUUAUCUCAACAUGGUUCUAUAUAAAUCUGACAAUGCAUAAUUUAAAACGUGUUUACACAGAAGCAAAGAUAGAAGUAAUAAUCAAGGAAUUGGAGAAGAAAACCUUUAGCGGGGAUCCUUGGGUGGCUCAGUGGUUUAGCGCCUGCCUUUGGCCCAGGGCGUGAUGCCGGAGACCCGGGAUCGAGUCCCACGUCAGGCUCCCCGCAUGGAGCCUGCUUCUUCCUCUGCCUGUGUCUCUGCCUCUCUCUCUCUCUAUCAUGAAUAAAUAAAUAAGUAAACUUAAACUUUAAAAAAAAGAAAGAAAGAAAGAAAACCUUUAGGGCAAAGGGCACCAGAUAUUAAAAAUGUAAAAAGUAGGUUUCCCAAAAUUUGGAUUAUCAGACUUCAGUCAUAGCAAUUGCGAACACCUGCACACAGAUCAGUAGAAGGCACUUGUCCCCACAUGUUACCUAUUCAAACAGGAGGCUUCCUACUUAGCAUAUUGGCUAAUGCCUUUUUUACAUGUUAAUAAAGACAGAAUUCUAAAGCUUUUAUAGGACUGUUAGUACAGACAGUCACAUCUAAGAAAAAUAGUUUGGAACAUUUUUUAAUUUGAAAAAAGGCAAAAUUAAUUUCAGUAUGCUCCAAGUUGGAACGUAAAGAAAAGCAUUUUAAAGAAAAUAUAAAAGACAAAAGUAAAAGAGUGAUAUAAAAGGAAAUAUUUUAAAUUAAGAAAAGGAGGCAUAUUUAUGACAUUAUGAAUCAUGCUUUCUGAUAUUUGUGUUUUUUUCUGAAGUUAAGGACACAACACUGAAAUAAGAAAAUGAACAUUGAGUUAUUUGUAAAGUUAGUAAAAUUAGAGCCCCUAUUCCAUUCUUUCCCUGUGAAAAUGAAAAUGUGUGGUCUUAUUUAUUGCUGUCCUAAACCACCUUCAUUGUCCCAGGUUCUCUUCGCAAAUCUUAGACUUAGACGUAGUUUUACUCUGCAUCCUUAGAAUUUUUGCAUUUUGCAGGAGGAAAUACCCCUUUUUUAGAAUUUUUUAAAUAGUGAGCUAGAGUAAUAAGCCUUUCAUUUUAGAGUGCCCAGAUAAAACUGAAUUCAGAUCAAUGCAGUCAGCUACAAGAGCGAGUUGUAGACAUAAUUUUCUACAUAAAUUAUGUAGACAUAAUUUUCAAAUGCCAACAUGAAUACCAGUGAGUAUUCAAUUUAUUUACUUUUUUUUAGAAGAUCUUAUUUAUUUAUUUGAAAGAGAACACAAACAGGGGGAGGGGCAGAAGGAGAGGGAAAAGCAGACCCCCGACUGAGCAGGGAGCUUGAUAUGGGGCUCCAUCCCAGGACCCCUAGGUCACGACCCCAGCCUAAGGUAGACGCCUAACCGACUGAGCCAGAGUACGAAUUUAAGACAAACUACAAAAACAACAGGAAGAUUCAAUGUUCUUGCUCUGGGGGGUUUUCUAACCCAUAUAAUACAAAGGAUCAUAUUUACUUAUAUAAUUUUUUAAAAUGCCAAUCACAGAGAAAUGAUGUUUUAGACAUCUUUAGCCCAACAGAAUGUUAUCUCUUGUGCAAAUCUUAAAUUUCUGUCCUUAUCAGUACAUGUAAGAACAAUGCUUAGUGUACUAAUGAAGAAAUAGAUCUACAUUCUGACGUUUGAGAAAAAAACUAAAGCCAUGGGAUGUUAAGUGAGACUACUGCCCCACCAUUUAGGCUUUAAGACUACAACCAAACAGUCUUCACGUGUUGAUCAUUUUGAUUGUCUUUUUACCUCAGGUAUACAUUCAGAAAAUAGAGUAAUAAAUAUAAAAAUGGAGAAAAUCCACUAACUUUUCCUUCUAUUUUAGAAAGCAGGGGCACCUGGCUGGCCCAGUCAGGGGAACAUGCAACUCUUGAUCUCGGGGUCAUGAGUUCAAGCUUCAUGUUGAGCAUAGAGAUUACUUAAAAAAAAAUUAGAAAGCAGUGUUAGCCCUCUUUAAUUUAUCUGAAAUAAAAUUUAUCUGUUAUGUUCAUAUUGAAACAUUAACACCUCCAACUUUGUCUUCAGUUUACCCUUUAAUUACUAAUGCAAAUAGAUUUGAUUUAUAGCACUUACGCACUUCAAUUCAGGCUGUCUAGUUAAAAUCUAUUUUGCAAUGCCUCAGUGUUCCUGUGGCGAGCCAGGAAAAAGAAAACAAAGACAAAAAGAAAAAAUUUUAGUAAGGUCAGAGAAUGGUUAUUCUGACAAACCUGGAAAAUAGUAAAGUUAAUUCCAAAACACUUCAAGGUGAACUAUGUUCAUGUACAUAAUUUCUAUUUUUAACUAUAAGCAUCACUGCAUUUAUAACAGAUUGAUCUACCUUGUGAUCAGAUUUAAUUAGAAAAGUCAUUAUUGGGACCCCCGGGUGGCUCAGCAGUUGAGUGCCUGCCUACAGCCCAGGGCGUGAUCCUGGAGUCCCAGGAUCGAGUCCUGUGUCGGGCUCCCUGCAUGGAGCCUGCUUCUCCCUCUGCCUGUGUCUCUGUCUCUCUCUCUGUGUGUCUCUUGUGAAUAAAUAAAAUCUUAAAAAAAAAAGAAAAGUUAUUAUUUUUGCUGUAAGUAUAUCUGCUUGUAUGUUUUGUUCUUCCCUUUCCUUUUUUUUUUUUUUUUUCUGAGCAUCUGCCAUGUGCCAAGCAGAGACAGUCUGAGUAGAUCUAGGGGUGAGCACUCAGGCAUCAUCUCUGCCUUCUUGGCGUUUACAGCCCAGCAGAGGCUUCAUAGAUAUUAUAACACUCAUUAUCGGCUGAAUGGGGUGAAAAUUGGCAUCUUUCAUGAUUUCUUCCAAUAGCCUUGGGUUUAUGAGAACAGUGCAGAAUUAGACAUUCUUUCCUACGCAUAGGAGAGUGCAUGACUCUUUCCCCAAAAGACUAGGGAUAUCUUGCAAAUUCCAUCAGAUAAUUACUCCAUGUUAGAUCACUUAAGUUUCCCAAGGAUACAGUGAGAAAGUGAGACAGGGAGCCCCUGGGGACCAGGGAAGGGGUAAGGCUGUCCCAGCGGGAGGCCAUCACUGAGGCCUCCACCCAAGUGGGACAGGUGCUAUACAAGGACUCAGCAGUAGUAUGGUCGAAGCCAAGGUGUCCCUCCUUCCAGGAUCCUUUCCUGGAGGAAAAAGAGAAUUAUUGGAAAAAAGAAUAGGGAAUAAUGAGAACAUCUCUCCAUGGCCCAUCUUAAUUUUUGUUCCCAAGAAGCUAUGUAGCAUAACACCCUUAUACCCCCAAAACAGAACCGAGAACUGUGAGUGUUUAUCAGCAGUGUUCCUGAAUCUAUAAAUUAGUGAAUUCAUUACACAGAAAAUUGACAUGUCUCAGGAAGAUAAUAAUUUCUUGGUUUUAAAUAUGAACAGAAAACUAAAUGCCAGAUUUUUUUAAAAAAUCAUAAAGUUGGUAUCCAUAGUAACUUUAGACAUUCCAGAGUCUAGGCAUGGAAUUUAAGUUUUAUAUUUUGAAGAAAAUUGCAACAUCUAUUUUCAGUAGGGCAAAGCAAAACUAAAUACCAGACUUUUAUUUUUAACCACAUAGGGCACCACUUCUCUCUAAGUUCUUUGCCUGGUCAUUCUCCCUGAACAUCUCUUUCUGUUUAUGCCAACUGCUUCUUUAUCCAAGUAAUAGUAGCUACUACCAAAUUACAUUAGAAUCAUAUUGAAUUAGAAUAAUAGAAAGUGAAUGAUAAGAGACUGGGAAUAUCUCAUAGUGAUUAGAAGUGGGAGGAUUUUGUUGCCAUUUUGUUUUUAAGCAUGAGAACAUAUAAAAGAAAAUUCAAAUUAAGUCAAAACAAAUUGUGAUUUGGUAAGAUUAAAACCCGAGAUGGAGCCCCAUUAUUCAGGGAGGGAAAGAAGGAAAGGAGAGUUGGAGAGAGGAAGAGAAAAAAACCCCACAUAAUUGAGUAGUGUUUUUUUAUGAAUGGUGUAUCCCCCAAGUUCUGAUCUCAUCCCCCCCCCUGCUGGAUUUUGCAACAGUGACUUUGUAUAUAAGCGUUUACUAAGCAAUUUUACCACCAUGAAAGUUUUUCCAUCAGCUUUUUCUUGAUAUUUUAAAAAUUAUAAGAGGUUGUAUAUAAAAAGAUUCUAGGAUCCAUAAUUUAUUAGAUAAUGGUUUCUUUUAGGAAUCUUCAGAUUGUAUUUAAUAAUUAAGUUGCAGGUCAAAAUGCUCAAAUCAAUCAGGCUUUCCGAUAAGUUGGUCCCUGGAAACUAUCCAUAAUAAAUACAACAAAACCUUGGCAAAACCUCAUUACUCUUGGUACUCCUCAAAGGUUUUUAUACCUACAAUUCUAUAUUUGUCUCUAAGAGACAUUUGAAACAAUGUUAAAAUGUCAGUUUGGUGUAGAGCUCAGAGGAUAUGGCGGUGCAGUCCCUCAAGAUGCAUGGCGUGUCAUUCAGGUCCUUUGAUGUGUGCUAGGGGUAGAUUUAGCCUUGUAGAGACUAAUGUGUUCAUGCAAUCACUGAUUCUGUGUUGUUGUAUACAAAAUGAACAGCUAAAAAUUCACCCUUGAUGACAAGAUUAAAGCAAAAAUAAACACAUUAAAGUUAUUGGACUUUA